Chaetomium globosum CBS 148.51 is the source of this 1035-nucleotide messenger RNA. RefSeq lists its product as uncharacterized. The coding region runs from base 1 to 1035 and encodes 344 amino acids. Gene Ontology annotation, molecular function: cyclin-dependent protein serine/threonine kinase regulator activity; protein kinase binding. The transcript has a single exon. NCBI's taxonomy places the organism in Eukaryota, Fungi, Ascomycota, Sordariomycetes, Sordariales, Chaetomiaceae. Gene Ontology annotation, biological process: regulation of cyclin-dependent protein serine/threonine kinase activity. The record is from RefSeq and is a predicted model, not a curated record. Gene Ontology annotation, cellular component: nucleus; cyclin-dependent protein kinase holoenzyme complex.
AUGCCUGGUGGCGUAUGUGCCGUGCUCGACUAUGAAGUCGAGCCCAUGGCCGACUAUGUCUCGGAGAUGGCAACCCGGAUCGUGAUGCCCCAGCGCCAAGUCAACCCAGCUUUCCGAAAGUUUGUGUCCCAGAUCUUGACCUCGACGCGUCUUCCCAGCACCACCAUUCUUCUUGGCAUGAACUAUCUCGCCAAGCGCAUCAACAUGAUGCAUGCCGCUGGGCAGACAAACCACACCGAGGGUCAGAUAUGGCGCAUGCUCACCAUAUCAUUGCUUCUCGGGAGCAAGUUCCUGGACGACAACACGUUCCAGAACAAGUCUUGGUCGGAAGUGAGUGGCAUCCCGGUCCAGGAGCUGAACACUCUGGAAUACGAGUGGCUAGGCGCUAUUCAGUGGUGCCUCUAUGUCAAUCUGGACGGGAGCAAGGACUACCAGGCCUGGCUGUCGAACUGGAAGGAGUGGCAGGAGACGAAGAAGAGGCAGCAGCAAGCGAGCCGCGACCGCCUGGCCGGCAUCGUGUCGCCUGUCGAACCCGAUAUGGCGCGGUCUCGUGCCCAGCAGCUGUACUCGGCCUGGCACCAGCAGCAAGUGGCCGAGUACGAGCGCUUGUCUGGCUCGAAGCGCAACCAGGCGCCGCCGACGACCUCGUUCCGGCACGACCCUUCGCCGUGGGCGUAUUCGCUGGCCUCGUGGUCGCAGGCUGCUCCACUUACGCCCCCCGACUCGGGCUACGGUACUCCGGAGUACGCUAACUCGACCGCGCUCGCCAAUUCGAACUAUGCGGAAUGGUUCGAUGGCGCAUUGGUUGGCAACAACAGUUCGAGACAUUACCAAUCCCCGACCUACGGCGGCUUCCGCCAUGGCAACCAUGCCUCUCGCAACCCCGGCAGUUAUGGUAACUACUAUGGUUACGGCCACAACAUCUGGGAGCACCCGGGUGUUGCGGACUGCAACUGCGGCAGCUGCGGUGGCCUACACAACAAGGCUCCCGGCUACUUCGGCGGCCACGGCUACAGACAAGCCGUUGUUGGUUAA